This is a messenger RNA of Sclerotinia trifoliorum, 1284 nucleotides long. NCBI's taxonomy places the organism in Eukaryota, Fungi, Ascomycota, Leotiomycetes, Helotiales, Sclerotiniaceae. The record is from the annotation of a GenBank genome assembly.
GCGUUGUAAUUCCAUUCUCUCAAAUUUCCGCCUGGAUUCUUUGGAGCUCUCGAACUAAAACUAAAACCUUGAUAUUGACAAUAAUCGUUCCAAGAAUCCUGAGAUAGCAUACUAGAAUGGCAAGCCACUCUAAAUACGAGAAGCUCCAAGGUUCCGAUAUCGAUUCGGAACCGGAAAAGCGUGGAUUAGCAUCCGAGUCGACACAUUGCAGCCAUAAAAGAUAUUUCAUGUAUCCAUUCGUUUUCUUUUUCAUCGCCUCGAAUAUAUUUACUUGGUUUCUCUCCUCAUGGCAUUCUAGUGGAAAUCAGAUCGUAGUCAAUGAUGGCUUGAGUCAGUAUGGUAAGAUUCUACGAUAGCCCUAAUAAGUUUGUACUCUUCUCUGAUGAUUACUAGCGGGACUUGCUCGGGAUUAUCCAAUUGCAUUGGGAAAGGACAGUCCAUACACCGACUCAAAUGAGACUCUUCGGAAUGAAGUAUGGGAAGCUAUCAACAUUGAUGCAGGAAUGAUAGCUGUUCCAGACGACUUUGUUUCAGACAAAAAUCUUCAUCCGUCUCAAAGAUUCGUUUGGGAUAAGAGUAAGAGCGUUUACUUACUCAAUGGACAUCAUACAUUGCAUUGCGUGGUAAGUUUUCAAUUCUGGCCCACGUCUUCGCUGCAUUACUAAUAAUUUCGUUUAGCGCGCAGUAUACAUCUCCCUCAUGGAGUUCUGGCAAGAAAGACCACAAUCACGACGAUGGGAGCACGUAAUUCACUGUGUGGAUCAAUUACGACAAGAAGCUCUCUGUAACGCUGAUGACACACCGCGUUAUUCAACAUCAGAUAAUAUUCCAGUUUCAGGUAUGGGCCAAGUGAGAAUGUGCCGCAGCUGGGAAAAGCUGGAGCAAUGGGCCAAAAAGUACAAUUCUUGCUAUCGCUAUGUCAACCAAACUGCUUCCUACAAGGAAUUUCCACAAAUCGAGCGUUUUAUCUGGUGUCCUGAGGGUUCACCUUAUGCUACAGCAGUUGAGGAGGUUUUUGGGAAGAUUGAUUCGUCGGACUGGGAAUCGUAUCACUAGCUAUAGCGUCUAUAUCAGGCUUGGUUUCUUGAGUGAGCCGGUACAACGAUGUCUAUUGAUUGCUGCAUGCUAGGAUACAGGAAGAGCGACAACUUUCUAUAAAUUUUCGUCGCCAUAUCAGAGUGGCAAUUGCGUUAUCAAAGUAUAGUAGAUCGAAGCCAACGUGUUGCUAUCGUUGACAAGUAAUCAAAUAAUACGCCUCCAAACUUUUGGAAGAGCGGAAGCUCA